CUCAAGUACACGUGCCCUCCUCCCGAGGCGACCUCUACCGAGUCUUCGAGUAGAGAAACAUCGCCCGUUAUCCCAACCGCAAGAGCAGUCUGCUGCAGAUGGCCACAGAGGAGGUCGAUACCCUGCGACGACUGAAUGCCGAUGUUCUCCUGCAAGUCUUCGAAUAUCUACGGCCUAUGCGCGGUUUGCGUCCAUUAUCCAUGUCGUGCAGAUGGAUCCGAGGAGAAGUGACCCCUGUGCUUUUCCGGGCCUGUCUCGUCAAACCGAAAAAGCCAAUCUGCGCAGAACGCUUUCUUCCACGCUCAUUAUGGCCCCACGUACUUUCCCUGUCUCUGAUAGACAACUGUCCGGAUCUGAUCGCUAUGAGAGACCCCGAGUUUCGAAUACCACAAGAGCUGCGGUUCACAAACGACCCUUUGCUAUGCGGCAUCAUGGUCCCGGCCUUCUUGGCGACUACACUGCGAGCGAUGCCUCGUCUGCGCUCUGUUUGCCUGGCAUUUUUCUGUCGAGAGAUCCAUGGUAUGGGGUGGGACACCUUGGCAGCCAUCCUCUCGACGCCACAGCUUCGCCACUUUACUCUUGCGGUUGCCUUGUUCAGCCCACGACAGAAUCCAACGCCCAUGGACGUCAAACUUCUUGCUCCAAUCACUACUUUCAGAUACUUACAAACUGCUCUUCGCGCAGAACUUCGCGACUAUCCAUCCCAGGAGACCGCUCUGGGUCUGGUUGUUGGAGCAUUGAGAGAUACUCUCGAGUGCCUCCAGCUCCCUAGCGAGGUCACGCCUUUUGGGACUCUGGCAGGGAAUCUGUGGCCUCGGCUGACCCAACUUCAUCUUCUCGGAGAGGUCAAUCCGACUACAGACUUACACGCCCCAUUGGUCACCCUCCUGGCCGGCAUGCCCAGCUUACGUGUCCUGAGACUGGACUUUGCUCUACCCAAUGGCGUCGACAGGAAAGUCCUACAGCUGUGGCCGGAGAACUACGAGGCGCAACUUCCAUGGCCGCAGCUUGACGAUCUGACGGUGUCGUUCCCGAGCCCUGGAGAUCAGAUUUAUUCCUACCUUCCGCAAUCCUUGCAACGGUUGUCACUACGAUGCACCCCGCACCAUUUCUUCCGUCUACGGAAUCCAUAUCGUUUCCCCUUUACCCACUCUCCGAUACUACGCGCUUCGGAGAUGUUGGAGAUCCUCACGAAGAUUGCUGCACCGCGCCUUCAAUAUCUCCAGCUCGAGUACUGUGCAGAUGCUGCAGAGGAUGACCUCAUGCUCUGCGUGUCCCAAAGGUUCCUUCGACUGACCUUCUUGGAAAUUCAUCGGUACUCACCGCGCGAUGGUGGGUGUGACACUGUUUCGAGCAUUGCGCUGCACCUAGCAAAGCUCGGCAACUUGGACACUUUACGAGUUUAUCUUGAACAUGAGGAUGGUGGAGCGUUGUACGAUUCUACGCCAAUUCGGCCAAAUGCAGCCCUCUUGGCAAGCAGACUUCCCGGUCUAAAGAUGUGGUUGUUGCAGGAAGAUGGUCACAACGCAGCGUGGGUUCCAAUUGGCCCCACAACGACCCCUAACGUGGUCCAAAUGGGUGACGAGAAAGUGAUGAUGUUUCCUUUCGAGGGUUAGACACUGGCGUAGGCUCAGAUAAGAGUGUCGUAUCCCCAUAUGUAUCCCUGCAUGGGGUGUAUGCCCAUCCACAGUACCAUGUUGGCAAUACAACACCCCUCAGACUGCGUCCGCGUGUAUGCACGCUUCCACCGGUACAUGCACCUCCGGCUGCGUUCCUGCGAGUCUCGUCUCUACGUUCAUAUCAGACGUCGAAAUUGCAGAAGCAGCUCGCCGCGGACGCCUCGCACCCACA
Rhodofomes roseus is the source of this 1851-nucleotide messenger RNA. RefSeq lists its product as uncharacterized. Lineage: Eukaryota; Fungi; Basidiomycota; Agaricomycetes; Polyporales; Fomitopsidaceae. The coding region runs from base 99 to 1616 and encodes 505 amino acids. The transcript has 6 exons. The record is from RefSeq and is a predicted model, not a curated record.